CAAUAAAAAUUUGAAAAUGCGUAUUCAGAUAAAAGAAACAUCAGUACGCGCAUUUUUUUAAAUUUCAUUAUUUUAAAAUUUAUAUUUUAUCUCAUGUCUGCUACAUUCACACUCAUAAUUUGACGUCAAAUUGAAAGGAACUUUUGCUGAGCAGCCCUGACUAUUAAUUUUUAAUUUUGAAAAAUAGAUUUUCUCUCUGUUUACGUCUAUAAACUUCUUUGUUUUGAAGGCUAGAUAUAGAGCCACGACACUCGACAUUUAAAAAGUUUUGUUAGUGAAUAGUGAAUGGAGUUAUUUUUUUGUGCUCAAGCCAUGUACAAUACUAGGGUAUAACUAAAUAAAAACAUUACGUGUUCUUACUGCAUUUACUACUUUCUUAUCUGCAUGAUUAUGUUAUUUAUUAAUAUUUGUCUACAUGCUGUACUAAUAUUUAUAGAAAAUAAAAUUUCUACACCAGCAUAUCUCGAAACAUAUUUUCAAUAUAGUUGAUAUACAAACAGCUUGUACUGUAAACUGCAUCUGUUAGCGUUAACUAGUGAAUUAAUUAAUUCUGAUAAUUUGUAUAAAAGUUAAUUUAAUUUUCAAUGCCAUUUACAUAAAAAUGAAUCCAGAAAUUAUAUUAAAAGUUUUAACUCUUAAUUGCUGGGGAAUUCCAUAUGUGUCGAAAAAUAGAAAGGAACGAAUGCAUGCUAUUUCUGAUCGACUGUCCUCAAGUGAUUAUGACGUCGUCUGCCUUCAAGAAGUCUGGUCGAUCAAAGACUUUAAUAUGAUAAAAAAUAAAGUUAAAAAAAAACUGUUACACUCACAUUACUUUUACAGUGGUGUUCUGGGUUCAGGAAUUUGCGUUUUUUCAAAGUUUCCCAUUCAAGAUGUUAUUUUUCAUAAAUGGUCUUUAAAUGGGUAUGUUCAUAAAGUACAUCAUGGAGAUUGGUUCGGAGGAAAAGGAGUUGGACUUUGUAGACUGAAAGUUUAUGAUGCCAACGUUAAUGUUUAUGUAGCUCAUUUACACGCCGAAUAUGAUUCUGAGAAUGAUGAAUAUUCAGCACAUCGAGUCCUUCAAGCUUUUGAUACGGCACAGUUUAUAAGAAUGACUGAACAAGGUGCAGAUGUUACUAUUCUUGGUGGAGAUCUUAACACGGGACCACAAGAUUUAGCUUAUAGAAUUAUAAGUGGUCUUCCUUCAUUAUCUGAUACUUGCUCAAGCUGUUACAGUGAUAAAGGAACUAGCGAAUGUGCCAAAAAUAGUUAUACACCUCGUAAAGUUGCCAACCAAUCACCUAAAGGAAAACGAAUCGACCACAUAUUGUAUUUAGGAUCAAAAAAGUUUAAGGUAGAAGUUAUAAGUUGUCAGCAACCUUUUCCGGAAAGAAUUCCCGAGAAAGAUUUUAGUUAUUCCGAUCAUGAAGCUGUUGCAGUAGAGUUCAAAUUAACAAAAGGAGAAUUCGAAGUAAUUAAUAAUGAUGUGAGACCCACAUUAAAAGAAGCCUUGCACGUAUGUCAAAAAUCCUUGAGGGAUGUAAAAAAGCAACGUUUAUGGUAUUCAAUGAUGAGUGUUUUACUUGUGAUACCUAUUAUUUAUUCAAUAAGUCUCGACAUUACGUUUCAGUCAUUAGGAGUCCUUAUCGGAUUAAACAUUUUACGUCUUUUUAUUACUGCACUAAUUUGUUACUCCUUGUUCAUGAGCUCCAUUUGGAAUUGCGUCGAACAAAACGCUCUGAAAGCCGGAUGUUUAGAAAUGGAAACCCACUUAAAUUAUAUAAAUAGCAAAUUUAGUUAAUGUUAUAUUAUAUUAUAUAUAAUAGUAAAUUACACACCUAGGGCAGUAAAGGCUUCGCCUCGGCCAACAAUUACAUGUGAUCUGAGGCUUUCUUAUUUACUGCCCAAAGAAUGUGUACUAUUUUUCUCCUCGACGGAGGCGGAAAGCGGCAACUUCGUUUUGCACAGCGGGACGGAAGUUGACGCUUUCCGCCCGGAGACGAGAAGAAUCAAUCGAAUGUUGAGUAGUUAAAUUUUUGUUGUUUGGUUAAUUGAGUAUAGUACAAUUUUUUUUAACUUUUAUCUAUUUAUUAAUAAUUGCAAUUUAAAUUAUAAUACUUGCAAAUUUGCAGGAUAGCCGAUUAUUUAAAAAUAAUAAUUUUACUCAAUCGCAAUAAUUUCAACUGUUGGUAUAUAUUUCUAUGCUACAUAUUUAAAUCAUAUCAAUAAUUUGUUAACUUAUAUAUAAUAAAUAAUAAUUAAAAACUUAAAGAUUUCCAUAUAUAAAAUAUUGAUUAUAUUAUUUGGACUAUAUAACAAUUGAAAAUAAUAAAUUUAAUAGUAUAAAUUAAACAGAAAAUGGCAUCGAUAAUAAAUUCAUUAAGUAAUUACUAAUUACAUAAUUGUCGGAAUAAGAUGCGUAUACCAUAGAUAAAUUCAAUAUAAAAAUAUAAUGAAUAUCAUUAUUAGCAAAAUAAAAUAUAUGAAAUAAAAUAGAGUAUAUGUAUAUAUAACUUGAAAUAAUUUUAAUAAAAUUAUUAAAAAUUAUGUUGUAAUGAAUAUUUAAAUAAUUAUCUACAAAGUAAAUAUAUUCUUUGGGUAAACUUGAUCCCACUUAAAUAUACUCGUAUACUUUAAUAUGAUUGUAAUGAAAUAUCAAAUAUUUUUGAUCGAAUAUAUACAUUCGUUAAUAAUUACAAAAGUAGACAAAGAACAUAAGUCAAAAAUAUUACAGAAAUAAUCUUCUAAAUGUAUAAAAAUAUCUAUACAUCAACUGUUAUUUUUGGUACGUUUGCUCUCAGGGUAAUUGUUCAACAUAAUUUUUUGGUACUAAUCCAGUUUUCCCAUUUAAUGUCCCCUCCAGCCACCCGGGCUCGAGCGAUGGUCUCACUAGAUCAAAACCAAUAGUUAAAUAUUUAAUUAAACCAAAUUAAAAUUAUUGUUUUUUAUGAUACACUUGAACUCCAUUAGCUCGGAUUCCAUUAUCUCGGAAUUUCCCCUCAAUCUUGAUCCCCACUACGAGCUACGCUGUCUCCCACCCGAUACUAUACUUUUAUAUGUCUCUGUCUAUUAGGGUGAGCCAAAAAAACCAACCUAUCGAAUUUAAGUCUUAAAAAGGACCUAUAUAUCGAAAAAAAAUUCUCCCAUUAGGAAAAAUUUUUAGCUCAAUUUCAAAAGGUGUCGGUAGCCAUUUCAAAUUUCCCAUUAAAAUAACAUGCAAAAAAAUUUUUUUUGAUUAAAAAUAUUAUAACUUUUGAACCGUGUGAGAUAAAAAUUCGGCUCUAGAAUAUUCUUGAAUGGCAUUAAAUUUCUUUAAAAAAAGUCCCGGGAGUCGAAUUUGUAAACUCGAUAUUUCGUCUACUAACAGGCCAUCAAAGUAUAGAGUAAACAAAAUCAUACAAAUUUAAGGCUUUGAUAUUAAAAAUAUCAAUACUACGAGAAAAUUUGUUCUACAUGUAGUACAAUAAAAUCACCAACAAUAUCCACGUUGUAACAAAUAAUAUUUUGUUAUCGAUCACAAUAAAAGAAAAGUAUUUGGAAAAUCCAAAUAAAGCCUUAAAUUUGUAUGAUUCUGUUUACUCUAGACUUUGAUAGCCUGUUAGUAUACGAAAUAUCAAGUUUACAAAUUCGACUCUCAGGACUUUCUUUUAAGAAAUUAUGUAUAUUAUAUUAUUAAUUAAUGCCUUACAAGAAUAUUCUAGAGCCGAAUUUUUAUCUCACACGGUUCAAAAGUUAUAAUAUUUUUAAUCAAAAAAAAUUUUUUUGCAUGUUAUUUAAAUGGGAAAUUUCAAAUGGCUACCGACACCUUUUAAAUUUGAGCUAAAAAUUUUGCCCAAUGGGAGAAUUCUUUUCUCGGUAUAUAGGUCCUUUUUAAGACGUAAAUUCGAUAGGUUGGUUUUUUUGGCUCACCCUACUGUCUAUAUCUAUCAUUCAUGUAGAUGUAAGAGCGUAUGUGUGUAGUUUCCUUUUAAGGAAGAAGGGGCAUCCAUUAACUCGGAAAUUCCAAUAAAUUUCCGCUCCUCCGUAAACUAAUCGUCCGAGUUAAUGGAGUUCGACUGUAAUUCAAUCGAUUGUAAUAAAUAAUCGUAACAGUUACCAUUUGUUAUUAUUUGAUUAGGUUCGAAUGAUAGCUCUCCAUCAUUUUCGGCCAUACAAGCGUAUAGAGUACGAACUCUCCAAAUUCCUGAUGUUUGUCCUGGGCUUGAUUGUCCACUUGCAGGAGAAGUAUUCGAA
Molecule: messenger RNA, 4209 nt
Organism: Microplitis mediator
Lineage: Eukaryota; Metazoa; Arthropoda; Insecta; Hymenoptera; Braconidae
Gene: nSMase
Product: putative neutral sphingomyelinase
Exons: 7
Coding region: 602-1777 (391 amino acids)
Cellular component (GO): cytoplasm
Molecular function (GO): sphingomyelin phosphodiesterase activity
Source: RefSeq, a predicted model, not a curated record